AACAAAACAACCAGAAUUUUUUAGCAGAGUUUGAAGAAAGCUGAAAAUAUAAGAUUGAAUUAAAUAUUAAAGACAACUUCGAACAAAAUAUAGUGUUAAAUUUGAACAGCUUUGGUGUUCAGUUAUAGCUCCGACUACUUCUUAAACAUAUUUUGCCAUUGAUGAGGCAAGUGUGUAUUUUCUUUCCCCUUCUGGUAGCAAAAUCUUCUGCAUCAAAACUUAUAUUCACGUGAAAUAACAACAAGAUAAUCGAUAUUGGAAAAUUAGUGUUUAGUUAUGGGAAAUUAGGUGAGAUAGCUAAGAAAAAAAACCAUAAUUCACUAAAUAACCAAAUUCACACUCUCUCUUCUAUUUUUUCUUCCUAUUUUUUUCUAUCUUCUCUCUACAACCAAAUUAAUUUCUCUUUUUUUAGUGGUUAUUUCACAAAUAAACCAUUUAGUUAUAGUUCGAGAACAAAUGACUUACUAAUGGCAACAAAAGCUUCCACUAAGGCACUCAAUAUGAUUACUUUUGAGAUUGUGUGUUUGAUUGGUUGAAACUGUGGUUGUAUGAUUUUUGGUUUAAGAUUUAUGCUUUAGAUUUUAACUGUGGUUUUUCCUUUUUUUUGUUACUGUAGAUUUUUCUAAAGCACUGAAUAAAAAUUCUAGAAAAAAUGAUUUCUAAAGCAAUUUGAUUUCCUUUUAUAAUGUUUUAACUUUAGAUUCAAAUUUUAGAAGAUAAAGCAUGAUGACUCGAAAAAAAUGUUAUAGAAAUAAAGCUCCCUGUGUAAUGAAGAUAUUGAGAUUCCGCUAGACGGCAGACAAUAGUAAAAAAUGUAUAUAUGAAUUGUUAGACAGAAAUUAUACAUCAAGGAGAGAGUGAGAGGGAGGUAGUCCUACAUGGUCUGAUGCAAAAAGUGCAUAUAUGUGAUGCCCUUGAAAUCUUGGAGUUUUAAAGCUUAUUAUGGUUAACUUUAUUCAAACAUAUUACUCUUCAUUACUUGAAUGGACAAAUGAUGAAUUUCUUGGUUCCUUUAAGAUGAAGAAGAGUUGGAGAUGGAUGAGAAUUAGAGAGUAUAUUAGCUGCACAAAAAUAAAAUUUAGUUAAGCCACCACCAUGAAAGCAGUUAUCUUUUCCUCAAUUGCAGGCUUGGCCCAAUAUAUAUUGAUGCCUAAAGAAAUAUAAAAUUUUGAGCCCUUACAGAGUUGAACCUUGCACCCUGUAGGGAAAUAGGCACACAAUGACACAACCACUGACUAGAAACAAUUUGAAAUUUUGGAUUUCUUUGAAUUUUUACUCUAAUUUGGCGCUUAAAACCCAAACUUUACCAGCUUUAGGUCACGCCGGCACUGCUCACUUGUGAUGCCAAUGUUGAUCAGGCAGAGAAAGUCUCAACAUUUUAAACUUUAUUGCAGUGUAACUAUUUUUAUUCUAAUUCUCAAUACAUUUUAUCAGUUUUAAGACAUCAUGUGAAAACCAAAGCCUUAUAUAUGUUUCUAUGUUAAUUUCGUUAUGAAAAUAUGUUUUCUUUGUUCAUUGUCUCGACAUCCUAUCUUAAGUUGAUGUUUAGUCGAAUUAAUAUAAUAAACACUGGAAAUUGUUAAAACAUUUGAUCUGUAAAUGGAAAGAAAUACAAUUAAACACUGAUCAGGUCAGACUAAUAGUUAGAAACCGUUUUCACGGUUAAGCAUCUGUUACAACAAGCAAUGAACAUCAUUUCUGUCCAUUCUUAGUAAUUAAAAAGCAUUAAAAUAGAAGUUAUCUAGAGGAUUUAAGUAUACAUCAAGGAAGGCAAAUUAUUCGGACGAUUUGUAUAUCCUGUGUUUCAAAGUUUCUACUAAAUAAUAAUAAACACAAACAUACAAAAGUAAAUGGAAAGGUUUGAGGAAAUUGUCUUGCAUUUUUAAUACUUCUAAAGUUGUGCAGGCAAAUCAAUAUUCUUAAAUUUAUUUACAAAAUGAACAGUUCUAUCAAUAGUCUUAAAUUUACGUUCUGACCCCUUCACCUAAUUGACUUUGUAAAACAGAUUAAAAUAAAAUUGCUGCAAACAAGUACCUUUUCGUUUGCCAAAAAAACUAUUUCGCAAGUGUUAAUACUUUCCCAUAAAAAUAAUUCCAACGCAAACAGUAAAGUGUGCGAACUAAAUGUGCGGUCAGAUCCGUAACGGAUUGGAUAUAGCUCUUAAAUUGCAUGCAUAGUUGUUGGAGUUUCACUUCUCUGACUUUGUAUAUCUUAAGAUCUAUGUAUGAUGGCCAAGCAAUUUAGAUAUAUAUACCGGCAUAUGAUUUCAGGUAUAGGAGAUAAUUAACACCUAGAUAAAAAAUUAUUCGUGAUGGUUGUAUAAAUGGUAUUGGGCCAUCAUAGAUUAGAUCGGAAGAUACAAAGUCAGAGAAGUGAAACUCCAACAACUAUACAUCUAACUUAAGAGUUUCCUCAUUUUUCCUAAGUAUUAUAAAAAAAAAGAAUGAUCAACAUAUGCUACCGUUUAAUGUUUCUCCUCGAUGUUCUUACGUCAUUUUUUUUGCCAUUAAUUUUAUAGUUUUAUUAUUUUUUCUUGCCAUUAACAUCGUAAACAUAAAAAUUUAUCAUAAAGUAUAUAGAACCAGAAUCUCUAAAAAUACAGGAAUACAUUAUUUGUAUAUUUUAAACAAAUUUCAUGCAUAACUAGUGAUAUAUAUAAUUUAACGAAUCAUCUGGAAAUACAAAUUAUCAUCAACACAUGUUUAAAAUCGAAUUUAACUAGCUAAAUUUUCUAGAGAGAUUCAGUGACUCUGAACUUCCUGAUUAUAUAUAUAUAUAUAUAUAUAUAUUAAUUGGCCAACUAUAAUAUACGGAAGGCGCAUACUUUUCUAAUUACAAGUUCGUAAAUAAUUUUAAUUAUAUUUUGUGGAAAUCAGUAAAGAAUUAAAAAUUACAAGUGAUUAAUUUGGAAAAUUAAAAAACGUUCAGCAAGUAUCCAUGCCAACUACUAUAUAACUUCGCUUCAAUCUUCACUUCUGAUCCACAAAACUUAAUUACUCAUCCAAUCUAAUCGUAAAAAAAAAACAAGAUGAAAAUAUUUAACCCAUCUCGAAACCUAAUCCUAGCUACAACCAUUUUCCUUGUUUUCAUUGUUCCUCUAAGAGCCCAAGACAGCCCACAAGACUUUUUGGACGCUCACAACCAAGCACGAGCAGCGGUUGGGGUGGAUCCUUUAGCGUGGGACGAGACGGUGGCUGCAUAUGCUCAGGACUACGCAAACCAGCGUAGAGGUGACUGCGCCUUGGAACACUCGAGUGGGCCCUAUGGAGAGAACAUCGCCUGGAGCAGUGGUGACAUGUCAGGUGUUGAAGCAGUUAACAUGUGGGUGAACGAGCAGGCUGACUACGAUUAUGGUUCCAACACAUGUGCCUCAGGAAAACAGUGCGGCCACUAUACUCAGAUUGUGUGGAAAAACUCGGUGAGCUUGGGAUGUGCAAAAGUGAGUUGCGACAAUGGUCAAACCUUCAUCACUUGCAACUAUGAUCCUCAAGGUAAUAUUGUGGGCGAGUGGCCUUACUGAAAAGAGUACCCACGUGUGAAUGUUUCAAAAAAUAUAUGUUAUGCAUGCAUGAAUUUAUGUUUCUAUAUAUAUUGUUCAGUUAUACCAAUCUUCAUCAUCAGCUAAUAGUUGAUUGGUUUGUCCGGUUCAGUCCUCUUUUGUACCAUAUACGUGGAUUUUUAUAAAGGAAUAAGAAAAAUGCAAUGCUAUACGGCUUGCAUGCUUUGUGUGAUUUAUGAUAAUCUUUUUUUGUAUAUUUUUUUUGGCUCAACAUCAACUUCUUCAUUUACCAAAAGGUUGUACAAUCAAAUUGUAACCACAAUGGCUCAACAGAGAGUUUAACCACUUAUGAUUUGAGUGCGAGGAUAUAGUAUCACCUAAACUCACUCAUUUGGAGCCUACAUUACCCUAUCACUCAUCCAACCACUUAAACCACCAUGAGAACAAUCUCCUUCUACCAGAAACGGUGAAAACGAGUCGCCUUUUCUACCACACUAUUACAGAGACAUAACCAAAACUUUAAAACUAAGACCUAAACAAGAAGCUCAAACCCGGACAUCUGAUGCCAAAACGCCAAUGAAUCAAUCCUAACGAGUCUGUAUCUUGAAAAUGCUAUCUGAUGAAUUCCCCUGAGGGGAUGAUUGCAUUAAUUAGGCUGUAUAAAGUCGAAAGUGUUACAGAUAUCUCGGGGUUACAGUUAAGAUCAUAACAAAGUAAUUACACCAUUCUCCUAUAUUUCACCUUCCUGCAGUUGAAGCUUCAUAAGGUUGGACGAUUAAAACUGGAUCAGAAUUGUUCAAAGAGAGUUGUCGGAAGACCCUUGGUGAAGAUGUCUGCAUACUGAAUCGAAGUUGGGACGUGGACUUUUACUUCACCCAAAGCUACCUUCUUGCUUACAAAGUGACUGUCAAGUUCCACAUGCUUAGUUCUUUGAUGUUUCACCAUAUUUGAAGCUUGAUACACAGACCCUAUGUUAUCGCAGUAAGCAAGAGAGGCCUUUGUGAUCUUGAAGUGGAGCUCAAGCAGUAAGUUUCUGAUCCAGCAUAGUUAUGCAUCAGUGUUUGCUACACUUUUGUACUCAGCUUUCGAGCUUGAUCUGGAGACUGUUGGCUGCCGCUUUGCUGACCAUGAAACCAGGUUUGGACCAAGGAAUACACAAUAGCCUGAGGUAGAUCUCUGAGUUUUGGGACAGCCUGCCCAGUCCACAUUGGUAUAAGCUGUUAAAGUAUCAAGGCUGCCCUUGUAGAGUUGCAGUCCGUUAGCUUCUCAGAAGGUUCUGGUCACUAGUGACUGACCGAUGUGCUCUAGAUUCUUCUCCAAUGAAUUCCUGAAGAAGAAAAGUGUUGCAAGAACCCUAGAUUCUCCGAUUUAAUUACAAGUUAGGAAGACGACAUAGUUGCUAAUGAGAAAGAAAUUUGACGUUGGAUUGAAUGGGAAAGAAAAUGGAUUGUUUACUCCUAUUCACAAGUUUCCAAAAUUGGACCCAAUUGAAGGGAAAUUUUAUUUUUAUAUUUUCAAAUCCUAAGAGCUUAUUAUUUAGACAUUCAAGUUUCAAGCAUUUGGUUUUCGUUUAUCUAUACUAUUAAAUUAGAAGUCAUGAUUUCUUUCAUGUGUGAUAUUUGUUUUAAAUGGACAAUUCCCUAAAAAGUUGGUUACAUUUUUUUUUUGUAUUUUUAUAGUAAAAUCCUAACAACAUAUUUAAUUCUAUUUUUGUUCCAUCAAAAUAUUAUUAGAUCUGCAUAAUUUUGAAAAUAUAUUAUUCCAUCAAUAUAUAAUUAUAACAAAAUUAAAUUAUAUAAAAUAUAAAUUAUAUUUUAAUGAUAAUAACAAUUUAAACUGAUUAAUUUUUUUAAAAAAAUACAUUUUACAAAGACUUUAAAAAAGAUUUUUUGUUAGAAAGAUUCAUUUCUAUUUUAAACUAGGCAAGAAACCCGUACGAAAUCGCACGAAAAAUCAUCUUAUAAUAUUAAAAAUCACAUAUUUUAUAAAAUAAUGUUUUAUAUAAAAAUUGUUACAAUCGCUUUUGAUGAAAUAUAUGUAUUGCAAAAGUAUCUUAUAUACAACUUUAUUUCUUUAUUAAUAAUACUAAAAUCUAUAUUUAAUUUACAUGUUUUGUUGUAAUGAAAUUAAAAAUAUAUUUUAUUAUCGGUUUAGCUAAGUUAUUUAAAAUCUCAAAACAACUGAAUAUUUGAAACUAAUAAAAAGAAAACACAUUCCAAUCUAAUCAUUUACUAUAUUAUUAAUAAAAUAUGUUUUAUUACCCAUUUAGCUAAGUUAUUAAUAAAACUUUAUGUUCCAGUUAUAUUUCUAUCAUAACAAUUAUUGCAUACAAGCGCGUGUCUAUCUUUUCAAGUUUCUUCUUACAAUUGUCUCAUAAUAUUUAGUUCCAACCAUUUCUUGAACAAAUUUCAGUUACUUUUGCAUGACAUUUUAUCAACUUUCUCUAUUAGGAAGACAAUAUUAGAAUUACCAAUUUGUACCUUUUUAAACAAUUACUAGUUAUAUCUCGAUAACUAAAACAAUUACUAUUUCAUAUAUUUAUUUACAUGUUUUUAAGAAAGAAUAUAAAAAAUGGAUCGUAUGUAUGUUGAUAUGACCCUUCUCAUUUAUAAUAUUGCCUUAAAUUUUUAGAACUAAUACAAAUAAAAUUAACUGAAUUGAUAAACCAUAGUCUUACCUUUUCGAAAUCAUCAAUGGUUUUUAUUAGAUUUUAAGCAUUUUAAAAUUGAGGCUCUGGAAUGUUAUCAGUUUCUCAAACAAAUUUCUAAGCUUAGAUUAAGAUACAAGAAUGACAAAAAUAGUUCUUCAUAUUUAUUGUAUUCUUCAAAGAUCUUUGAUAAAUUUUUAACAAUUUUCCUAAUCUAUUUGGGAUUAUUGUGAUUUUUUUGUUGUUGUAAUUUGUCAAUUGUUACAACCAGAGCCGAUCCUAGAAAUUUAUAGACUAGAAGCAUAAUAAAAAAAAUUGGCCACUUUUUAGAAAGUAAAAUUGAAAUAAAACAAAAAGAUUAUAUGGUCUAUAUAAGCCUCGAACCCGGGUUGUUUGACUGUAACAUGGACCCAAAGAUAACACUGGACCAAUGAGAACUUAUGGAAAAAUGUGACCGAAAUUAAUACAUACAAUUAUCGCUGGAAGCAGGUGCUUCCUUUGCUUUGUCCAAGGGCCGGCAUCGGUUACAACUCCUUCAAUGGUUGGUUAACACCAAAAGUUACAACGAUUUAUCAUUAAAAAUUACAGUCACCAACAAUUGUAAUGGUUUGUCACCAAAGAAUGCAAUGGUUCAUCACUAAAAUUGCAUUCACCAAUAGUUGCUAUAUUUCAUUUAGGCAGUCGUAAUAGUUCCACCAAAUACUUGCAUUUUGCAAUGAUUCACUUAAUUCGCUAAUAAUCCUCUCUCGUAUGUGUGUAAUAGUGAUUCACUAAACAAAUAGCAUUUAUUUCAAAUUGGUGCAACAUGAAAUGUUUUAACCAAUGCAAUUGUCAAACUGGUGCAACAUGAAAUGUUUAAACCAAUGCAAUUAUUAGGUUAAUUUUGACAAUUUAUUUUAAAUUGAUGCAAUCGUAGGAUGAAUAAACACAUUGUUAGGAAGAAAAUACACAUUCUUAGACAUACAAUUCUUAGAAUAAGAUGGCACGUUGUAGGAUAAUAAGAUUUGCGCAUGUAUAAAACAUAACUAAACAUUCUGCCACCACUUUAAUACCAAACAAUUUUUAUAAUAAACAUACACAUACUUAGACGAGAAACCAGUCCUAAAAAACCUACACAACUUAUAGGAUGAUAAGAUAUAUCUUAAGAUAUUUUAAGCCUCUAAAACCUUUUCAUUUUUAAGGAUUAAAAGAGACAUUCUAAGAUAUUUGAAAAAACUCUUGAAAAAAUAAUUUUAUGACGAAAAUACAUAUUCUAAAUAAUUUCACACCCCCUUAAAAAUAGGAGUGAAUCUAGAGAUAAACUAUACUGGCUACACUAAGAACUUUCCAUAACUAUAUAUUAAUUCAAAAAAUACAUGAACACCCAAUCUUCCCUAAAUACAUUCACCACUACUUUAAAAAUAUUACAUUUUUUGUUCAAAAAAUAAUUACAUUUUAAAUGAAAAGAUACCUCUUAGACGUUUUGACAAAAAAACAUUUUGCAAAUGUAAUUCUAAACAACUAAACUAUAUAUUAUUAAAAUGAAAAGCCACAUUUUUAAACAAUUAAUUUUUUUAUUUUAAACUAUAUAUUUAUUAAAACAAAAAGACACAUUAAUUCGGUGAAAAGAUACAUAUUCAUAUAUUUUAAUAACUUCUUUUAAAUCAAAUUUUAACACUAAAAUAAAAAUCACAUUUUUUUUGAAAAAAUUAUGAACAUAGCCUAGUCUAUGUAUAGUUUUUCAAAAAUUUAUAUGAAUAGUCACAACUUUUUCAGAUUUGUAGUAAUUAUUUUAAAAUAUUAACUUUACAAUUUAUUAUGAAUAUGCACAUAAUUACUAAAAUAUACUUUAAUGCAUAAUAAAAAGAUACAACUCUUAAAUUAAUAUAUAUAUUUAGAAAGACACUUUUUGGAGUACUUAACAUCUUUUAAAAAGCUAAUUUCUCUUUUAGAAUGAAAAAACACAACUUUUAGAAUUAAUAUAUUUUUAAAAAUAAAAAAUGAAAACACACAACUUCGACUUUUGACAUUACAAUGAACUGACACACAACUACAGA
This is a messenger RNA of Brassica rapa (field mustard), 8182 nucleotides long. Its product is annotated as pathogenesis-related protein 1. Gene Ontology annotation, cellular component: extracellular region. The record is from RefSeq and is a predicted model, not a curated record. NCBI's taxonomy places the organism in Eukaryota, Viridiplantae, Streptophyta, Magnoliopsida, Brassicales, Brassicaceae.